UCUUUGUUUGAACUUUUGUCAUCACCCUCCAAAUCUCAUUUUCCCAAAAUAACUUCAAAAAAACGCCUCCCGCUCACUCUAAAAUUUUCGAAAAAACUCAACUCAAACAUCUGGCGGUAUAUAAACCUCUCAUUUUCCUUCAAUCUCCAAACUCUUUGCUCUUCUUUUUCUCGUUUCUUUCUUGUAACUGAAAGAGAAAGAGCGAGGAAAAGGGAGAGGUGCAUUAAUGGCGGAUUCAGAAAAUUGUGGUAGAGUUACGCGUUUAGCAAAGAAAAGGGCAGCAGAGGGUAUGGCUCCACAAGAACAACGAAGGCCGAGUAAGAAGAGGGUUGUUUUGGGUGAGAUUCAGAAUUUUUCUAUUGUGGGUUUGAAACAGAUUAAGGGUUUGGAGAGUAAAAUUCAGAAACCCAAAUCUAAGAAGAAGGUGAAAAGGGUUGUGACUUGUAAGACUGUUGAUGAGAAGGAAGUGAGUGCUAUUGAUGAUGAUGUUGAUGACCCUCAGAUGUGUACAACUUAUGUUUCUGAUAUAUAUGAUUACCUUCGUAAAAUGGAGAUUGAUGAAAAGAGGAGACCUUUGCCUGAUUACUUAGAGAAAGUUCAAAAGGAUGUGAGUGCAACCAUGAGAGGAAUAUUGGUUGAUUGGCUGGUGGAAGUUUCAGAGGAAUACAAGCUACUUUCAGACACAUUAUACCUUACUGUUUCCUACCUCGACCGAUUCUUAUCCACAAAUGUCAUCACCAGGCAAAAACUUCAGCUUUUAGGUGUUUCCUCGAUGCUUAUUGCUGCGAAGUAUGAGGAGAUUAGUCCACCGCAUGUUGAAGAUUUUUGUUACAUUACGGACAAUACAUAUACGAAGGAAGAGGUUGUGAAGAUGGAAGCUGAUGUGCUAAACUCGCUCCAAUUUGAGAUGGGGAAUCCCACUGUGAAAACAUUUCUCAGAAGAUUUACUGGGAUUGCUCAAGAAGAAUAUAAAACCCCCAAUUUGCAGUUGGAGUUCUUGGGCUAUUACCUAUCAGAGUUAAGCAUAAUGGAUUAUAGCUGUGUGAAAUUCUUACCUUCUUUGGUGGCUGCUUCUGUUAUGUUCCUUUCAAGGUUUACACUACAACCAAAUGCACAUCCAUGGAGUGCAGCUCUUCAACGAUAUUCGGGAUAUAAAGCAUCAGACUUGAAAGAAUGUGUUCUUAUCCUACAUGACUUGCAAUUAAGUAGACGUGGUGGUUCUUUGGUUGCUGUGAGGGACAAAUAUAAGCAACAUAAGUUCAAAUGUGUGUCAACGUUGACCUCCCUCGUGGAAAUACCAGCUUCAUUCUUUGAAGAUACAAGACAGUUAUGAAUUAUGCUUCUGCUUGGACAUAUAGCUUAGAGAGUACCAACGGUUCCCAGAACGAAUGGACUGUGUUCUUGGUUUUGCUCAACUUGGAUGGCUGGCCAACGGUGCUUUAAGGGCGUGGAGGACAUAACUUUGUUUUAGUAAUUUUUGCAGUCCUAUGCAAGAAUUUACUAGUUGGUAGUAAGAUAAAAGUUUGACAAUUUUUUGUAGCACAGUCAGAAAUUGGUAGAUGUUUUGGCUUUAGAACCAUUGAAUAGAUUGUGAAGUUAUUGGUUCCAUUUACUAGUCUAGUAUUCUAGAGAUGAUGUUUGGUAGUAUUUGAUAGAGAUUCAAAUCAUUCUAUGUAAAAAGCCCAAAUAGCUUCAGAGUUAAAGAAUACAUUAGUUGAAUUAAUUGGGUUCAUUUUCAGAAGUACUUAGUUGUA
Messenger RNA from Solanum tuberosum (potato), 1754 nucleotides. RefSeq names its product putative cyclin-A3-1. Bases 227 to 1333 code for a protein of 368 amino acids. The record is from RefSeq and is a predicted model, not a curated record. Gene Ontology annotation, molecular function: cyclin-dependent protein serine/threonine kinase regulator activity. The transcript is spliced from 4 exons. Gene Ontology annotation, biological process: mitotic cell cycle phase transition. NCBI's taxonomy places the organism in Eukaryota, Viridiplantae, Streptophyta, Magnoliopsida, Solanales, Solanaceae.